This is a messenger RNA of Chaetomium strumarium, 2339 nucleotides long. RefSeq lists its product as uncharacterized. Gene Ontology annotation, biological process: Mo-molybdopterin cofactor biosynthetic process. Lineage: Eukaryota; Fungi; Ascomycota; Sordariomycetes; Sordariales; Chaetomiaceae. Bases 224 to 2320 code for a protein of 698 amino acids. The record is from RefSeq and is a predicted model, not a curated record. Gene Ontology annotation, molecular function: metal ion binding; 4 iron, 4 sulfur cluster binding; cyclic pyranopterin monophosphate synthase activity. The transcript has 2 exons.
CUCACCCCUUGCUAGUGCCCUGGAUUGCCGAUCUCCGUGGUCGGGAGCUAGCUAUCGUAUUCCAACUUUCAAGUUGCGACACUACCUAGUGAGGGGUGAUAUCACUGAUAUCACUGACUGCUGUGGACUGCAUACGUAAAUUCCACGACAUGCGCCGCCGUGUCCAACCGUUGCGCAAUUUCCACGACACACGUCAAACCGGAACCGGCUGAAGCAUCAAGCAAUGUCAGCGGCAGUGCGCUGCGUCGCCCGCUGGCCCCGGCCAGGAACGCUGCAGCCUGUCUCGUCCCAACUGAGACGUGUCACAUCUGGUGCGGCAGCCGCGGUGAUUGAAGCUCAGGCAAUCGAGCCUGUGCUACCGCCAGCCGACCGCGGGAUUCCGGUUCGAAAUCCAGAAAACGAUGGCCCGGCCCCGCUCCCUGUGCGCUCGGCAUUACCCUCCCGUAGGGACCGCAUCCGGGAUGCCAAGCCCUUCUCGGACUUCCUGACGGACAACUUCCACCGCCAACAUGACUAUCUGCGCAUCUCGGUUACAGAGCGCUGCAACCUGCGAUGCCUGUACUGCAUGCCCGAGGAGGGCGUACCCCUCUCGCCCCCGAAAGAGCUUCUGACGACACCCGAGAUUGUCAUGCUCUCGUCGCUCUUUGUGUCGCAGGGCGUGAAGAAGAUCCGGCUCACUGGCGGCGAGCCUACGGUCAGACGGGAUAUUGUACCCCUUAUGCAGCAGAUUGGGGCGUUGCGCGCCCAUGGGCUCCGGGAACUGUGUUUGACCACCAACGGGCUCUCACUCCAUCGCAAGCUGGAACCCAUGGUCGAGGCCGGCCUGACGGGCGUCAACCUCUCGCUCGACACGCUGGACCCGUGGCAGUUUCAGCUGAUGACGCGGCGGGCAGGGUUUGGCGCCGUUCAGAAGACUAUCGACCGCGUCUUUGAACUGAACCGGGCGGGAGCGGGCAUCAAGUUCAAAAUAAACUGUGUCGUCAUGCGCGGGCUGAACGACCGCGAAAUCCUCCCUUUUGUGGAGCUGACACGGGAGAAGGAUGUUGAAGUGCGCUUCAUCGAGUACAUGCCAUUUGAUGGCAACAAAUGGAGCAAGGGCAAGAUGUUCGGUUAUCAAGAGAUGCUGGACUUGAUCCGCUCGAGAUAUACAGACCUGCAGCGGGUUGCGGACCACAAGAACGACACGAGCAAGACCUUCCAGGUGCCCGGCUUUGUUGGGAAGAUUGGGUUCAUCACGAGCAUGACCCACAACUUCUGCGGCACUUGCAACAGGCUUCGGAUUACUGGGGAUGGGAAUCUGAAGGUGUGCUUGUUUGGCAAUGCAGAAGUAUCCCUGCGGGACAUCCUAAGAACGGUGAACAACGGGGAGCCCAUCGACGAGGCGGCCUUAGAAUCCCUACGGCAGGCGGCGAUGGAAAGGAUAGGAAGUCUUUCACCUUCCGAUCCUCAACCUCUAGUUGUGCCAAAUUCUGAGGAGCUUCUCAACGUCAUCGGCAUGGCUGUCAAACGAAAGAAGGAGAAGCACGCAGGCAUCGGCGAGCUGGAGCACAUGAAGAACCGGCCGAUGAUAUUGAUUGAUCCAUCGACGACAUGCACACAUCCCACCCGGGCUCACAUGCGAUGGCAACCAGUCGGUUUACUACCUACCGUUUCCGCACCUCGUAGACUCCCAUUCCUUCUUCCCCUUGAGUCUCUCCCUCCUAGCCUUACUAGCACAAACCACCACCACGGCCGCCUCUUCUCAACCAGUCCCCGACGCCCUUCCCGCGAUGACGACGAAGACAGCAUUAGCACCAGACCGGAUAAACCCAGACUGACCCACGUCACCGCAACGGGCGCGGCACACAUGGUCUCCAUCUCGGACAAGUCCCCCACCAAACGCAUCGCCCAGGCCAAAUGCACCGUCCGCUUCUCCUCACCGACCGCCCUCGCCCUCAUCCGCGACAACCAGAUCAAGAAGGGCGACGUGCUCGGCGUGGCGCGCAUCGCGGGCAUCAUGGCGGCGAAGCGCACGCCCGAUCUCAUCCCGCUGUGUCACCCCAUCGCGCUGACGCACGCCGAGGUCGAGCUUUACCCGAGCCAAGACCAAGAAGAGGGAAAGGGCAGGAGUGAGAUCGAGAUUACGGCGACGGUUUCGUGCGAUGGAAAGACGGGCGUCGAGAUGGAGGCGCUUACCGCGGCGGGUGCCACGGCGUUGACUGUCUAUGAUAUGUGCAAGGCGGUGGACAAGGGCAUGGUUAUUGAAAGGUUGAGAGUGGUUCUCAAAGAAGGGGGCAAGAGUGGGCGGUGGGUUGAAGGGGAGAGGGAUGAUGUUUAUUAGGGUUGACGGUUCGAUUCAA